Molecule: messenger RNA, 327 nt
Organism: Sporisorium graminicola
Lineage: Eukaryota; Fungi; Basidiomycota; Ustilaginomycetes; Ustilaginales; Ustilaginaceae
Exons: 2
Coding region: 1-327 (108 amino acids)
Source: RefSeq, a predicted model, not a curated record
AUGAGCGCAGGCGACAAACUCGGCGGUGCCGUCAAAGGCGUCUUUAACACUAUCCACGGAGCAGGCGAAGCCAUCCGUGGCAACAUCAACGACGGUCUCGAUUCGGCUGGCGAAGGUCUCCGACAGGCAAGCUCCGACAAGGACGGACACUCCACUACCACCUCUUCCUCCGACCCGUCCACGUUCGGCAAGAGUGACGACUACAACCAGUCCGGCAACCAUCAAGGUGUCGCUCAAAAGGGCACCGACGAGUUCAAACAGGGUAUCGAACAGAUUUCGAAUGCUUUCAAUUCCAACAAGAGCUCCAAUACCCACUCUUCCGUUUAA